GGACAGUUUUUGGAGAUGACCUCUCAGAAGUGCACUCAAUGUCCAGCAGGCUCCUUCUCACUGGGCAGCGGCAUCCGUUUUGAUGAAUGGAAUGACUUUCCUCCUGGAUUCAGCAGCUUAGUGACCUCUUUUAAUAACUCACCUCAUGGACAUGAAGGACCAAGCUGUAAUGGUUCCUCAUGGAUUGCUCAGGGUAGUUACAUAGAAUCUAACAGAGAUGAGUGCAGUGUUUCUCUCAUCUAUGCUGUUCAUCUAAAGAAAUCGGGUUCUGUCUCUUUUGACUAUCAAUAUGUGGACAACAACAUUAUCUUCGAGUUCUUUAUACAGAAUGACCAGUGCCAGGAAAUGGAGAAGACUUCAGAUAAGAAGUGGAUCAAGCUGACAAAAAAUGGAGAUUGGUCCAAACACACGGUCAAUCUGAAGUCUGGCACAAAUGUGCUGUACUGGAGGACCACUGGUGUUACAGUGGGGGUUAAAGUAGUGAAACCAGUGCUGCUGAAGAACAUUCAGAUAGAAGGUGUUGCGUACAUGUCGGAGUGUUUGCCGUGUAAGCCGGGCACGUUUAGUAACGCUCCUGGUUCUGCCUCAUGUGAGUCCUGCCCCAGAAACACUUACUCUGGUCGAGGAGCCAGCUCGUGCACUCGCUGUAACACCACCACACACUAUUCAUUGGAGGGCUCUUCAUCAUGUCAACCCAGGCCUGCAUGCUCAAAAAAAGACUAUUUCCAGGUUCACAGUGUUUGUGAUAAGGAGGGCAAGACUCAGGUCAGGUAUAAAUGGAUCGAGCCUAAGAUCUGUCUGGACGAUGCUUCAGGUGCUGUAACACUUCCCCAUUUUGGAGAACGUGAACCUUGUCCACCCUGCAAUCCUGGCUUUUAUAAUAACAACACAGCUAAAUGUUCUCCCUGCCCACUAGGGACCUACUCUGAUGGUCUUAAAGAGUGCCAGCCUUGCCCAGCAGGCACAGAGCCUGCUCUGGGCUACGAGUAUAAGUGGUGGAAUGUUUUGCCUGCUGGCAUGAAGUCAUCCUGCUUUAACUUGGCCAACACCAAGUGUGAUGGCAUGAACGGUUGGGAAGUGGCAGGAGAUCACAUUCGAUCUGGAGCAGGGAGUUCAGAUAAUGAUUAUCUCAUCUUAAACCUCAAAGUUCCUGGAUUCAGGUUACCUACAUCUGUCAGUGGAACCAGUGGAACAGAGUAUGGACGCAUCACCUUCGUGUUCGAAUCCGUUUGUUCAAGCAACUGUGUGCUGUACUUCAUGAUGGACACAGACAGACGGAGCACCAGUGUAGUGGAAUCGUGGGAGGGCAAUAAAGAAAAGCAGUCCUACACCCAUAUAAUGACCAAAAAUGCAUCUGUAUCUUUUACAUGGGCUUUUCAGCGCACUAACAAGGCUAAAGACACUCGUCAGUAUGUCACCGACAUGGCCAAGAUCUUCUCCAUCACAGUAACGAACGCAGUGGACGGUGUGGCCUGGGCAUGCAGAGCUUGUGCUAUUGAGUCUCAGACGCCUGGCUCAGCCUGUGUGCCGUGCCCAUCCGGUCACUAUAUAGACGAGAAGACCAACCAGUGUCAGGAGUGCCCACCCAACACAUUCCUCUCAGGACACCACAUCUAUGGUAGAGAUGCGUGCCAGCCCUGCGGUCCAGGAAGCCACAGUAACAAGGAGCAUAGCUUGUGUUACAGUGACUGUUUGUUCACUCAUACGGAGCUGAACCGAACUCUGCAGUAUGAUUUCAGUCCUCUGGGCUCGACAGGAUUAAUUAUGAAUGGUCCAAGCUUCACUUCUAAGGGCACCAAGUACUACCAUCUCUUUAACAUCAGCCUGUGUGGGACAGAGGUUUACACACCAGCAGUCUGCACAGAUAACGUAACAGAGCUCUCUGAUAAGGAGCAUCACAGCACUGAGACCAACUCUGUACAAACAUUCAUCUGUCAAUCAACCAUCAUCCCGUCUGAUGGGCGGGGCUUCAGAACCGCACUCGCCUCACAGUCCAUCAGUCUGGCAGAUACAUUUCUUGGAGCCACGGUGGAGAAAUCACUCAGCGGAGUAAAUGCCAGACCAGAUCUGUUUCAUGCUUCAUCCAAGAAAGUACCAGAUAUCUACUACUAUUAUAGAUCUCCACAGACAUCGACUUCUUGUCAGAACGGCAGAAACACAGUGCUCACGUUACGCUGUAACCCUGAAAAGACCUCUAAGGGAGAGAUUUCAGUACCAGGGAAGUGUCCAGCAGGCACUUGUGAUGGCUGCACCUUUUACUUUCUUUGGGAAAGUCUGAGCGCUUGUCCUCUCUGCACUGAGGAAGACUACCACCAGAUUAAAGGAGCCUGCAUGGGCGGAGUACAGGACACCGUGUAUGUAUGGACGGAGCCGAAGCUCUGCACAGGAGGAGUAACUCUGCCCGUGAAGAGAAGCAGAUCAUGUGAGAUGAUAGACUUCUGGCUGAAGAUGGGAGCUGUAGUGGGUGCAUUCAGUGCUGCCCUCCUCGUUGCUAUCACAUGUCACUUCUGGAAGAAGAACAAAAAGCUGGAGUAUAAUUAUUCCAAGCUGGUAAUGUCUGCCAAUAAAGAAUGUGAGAUGCCAGGAGCAGACAGCUGUGCCAUCAUGGAGGGGGAGGGCGAGGAUGCUGAGGAUGACGUGGUUUUCUCCAAACCAUCUUUACUGCACAAGCUGAAAGUGAUCGCCAGCAAGGUUUCUGAUCUUUCUCUUGGCAACGAGCAGAGCGCCGAAGCCGUCCAACUGAAAUCCUCGCAGCCGGAGAAGUGGGUGUGGGGAUAAAACAGUGAAGGUGGGAUGGAGAGAUAAGACUCUGAAGCCGUUCUGCAUCUAAAUGUAUGUAUGCAGUGGACCUACAGCAAAGUGGGGGAGAGCUUUGGAAAAGGAGCUGUGGGCCAGAAUUACCAAAUGAUGACCUUGUGGGGUGGAUUUCUUACUGUGGAAUGUGUUUUUUUGCUUGUUUGUCAGUUGUUUUGGUUUAUAAGUAAGAAGAAUAUUACUUGGGACUGGGUAAACUGGGUGGUAUAGUACUUAAAGAUGGCCACAAACAUAUGCACCAUGUUCAGGGACAAAAAAAAUCUUGCACAUCUUUGAUAGCAUAAAGUAUUAAAAAUAAUGAUUAAGGCGCCAAGGUGGUGCAGCGGAAUAUUACGCUAGCACACCAGCGCUGAGAUUCUGAACACACCAGUUCGAAUCUCAGCUCUGCUACCAGUCGGCUGGGCAGUGCCUGCAGAAGGCAAAAUUGGCCAUCAAGUCUGCUGGGUGGGAAAAGACCGGACUAACUGGGUUGGGUCUUUAAAUGCUGUGCAAGGACCCUGGUUAGCAGACUGAGGCACCUGUGCUGAAGUGAAAGAGCCUUAUGUGCAAAUUCAAUGAGGCACGGGUGAAAAAGAAGGGGUCGAGGGACUGCUUAUGCAUUGGAGGGGUGCAGAGCAGGAGAAUAUACCCUCCUCAAAGGCAGUCGGGAUCCCCAGCAGCGGAGGACUAAUUGGCUACGCUAAAUCGGGAGAAAAAGGGAGAAAAUGCAGAAAUAAAUGAAUAAUAAUGAAUUUGGAAAUUUCUGCAUAAAAGAUAAGCCAGACAGUUACACACCUGUUUGCAUGGCUCAGUUAUAAUGCAGAGGUUAUGGUACUGACCGGAUUAUUGCUCUGAUUAUUUUUUAAGCCCCACCAUCACUACACUAUUACUUCUAGGUCUUUAAGCAAGACUGGUAAUCCUUAUUUGCUUGGAUUGUAUCCUGUCUCAGUUGUAAGUUGCUCUGAAUAAAA
Trichomycterus rosablanca is the source of this 3764-nucleotide messenger RNA. RefSeq names its product endosome-lysosome associated apoptosis and autophagy regulator family member 2a (gene elapor2a). The transcript has 21 exons. Bases 16 to 2778 code for a protein of 920 amino acids. The record is from RefSeq and is a predicted model, not a curated record. NCBI's taxonomy places the organism in Eukaryota, Metazoa, Chordata, Actinopteri, Siluriformes, Trichomycteridae. Gene Ontology annotation, biological process: positive regulation of BMP signaling pathway. Gene Ontology annotation, cellular component: membrane.